AUGAACCGGUUUCGGACAAAGAAGAAGGUCAAGGAGGACCAGGCCGCUUCGGCAGGUCGUGCCUCCUCCGAUGAGGCGCACUCUUUCAUGGGUUUUCGGAGAAAUAAGAAGGCGCCCGAGGAAGAGAAGAAGCAGAUCGAUAUCAGUGCCGUUUUACCCCCAAGCGACGACUUCCGGACGAGUUUGCUCAUGACUGGCUUGUCUGCACGAUUCUCCAUGCUCCGGGAGCAGGACGAUCCCAGCACAAAAAUUGGCAAGGCACUCGACGACAGCGUCUUGUUUCCAAAGCGCCAAUCAAGACUCAUGGACUUUAGUGGUGGCUUCCACGGCCUGGACGACAUUGCAGAGGUCGAGUCGAUCCGCGCACCACCACCAUUUAUGCGCACAAAUUCGUUUGCUUCCGACAAUGACUCGCUACAGAACGACAGCAUCAUGAAUCGGACACGGCCAACAGAUGGCAACAACCUGUUUGGUGGCCGCCAGAAGAUCUACCGCAUCCCGGCCGGCGGAGCGUCUUCCAAAAAUGUUGCCGAUGGUAGCAUGGGAGGACGGGCACUCUAUGAGAGCGAUGUGGCCCUGUCCGCGUUUCAAAAACUGCGCCAGGAGAAGAAGGAAAAGUUCCUGGACUAUGAAGACGACGCACCGUACAGCACCGGCUCAUCCACGGAAAUCGGUAACUCUCUCCUCUCCGCUGAUGUUUACGACCCAUCCACCUCUUCCUACCAGCACUCCGAGUCUCCGUCUCCAAUAGAAUACAGUCUGCGGCGAGAAACAUCAUCCACUACUUCAUCAGCCGCACGCAACUCCACAGCAGCCACUUCUGUCACGUCACAACCAGGCCUGUCCUCUGCCAAGGAGUGGCAGUCACCACAACUACAGUCGUCCGUACAGUCCACAACCAACACAUCUUCCUCUAGCACGGGUGUGGAGCGCAUGCCCACAUCUCGGAUCCGGCGGUUGUACGAACAAGGCUUGAACCAAGACCUACACGAGCAGCAGUCCUCGGCUCUAUCCCGCAUUGACACUCUUACUGGUAAGCGCCUGCUUCGGACAAAGACGCCCGACCUGUCCGCAACGCCAUCUCCGACGUCAAGCUUCGUCUUCCCCGACCGCGUGGCACCAGCGACAGGUACUGUCAUGUCGACCCUUGAGCGCCUUGAGCGCCGGCAAGUCCUGUCCAAGGCCAGCGCGCCUAACCUGCGGUCACUGAGCCCGCCCAUGUCGGGUUCGUCUGUCGGCUCGGUAGUUCCUCCCGUCAACGAGUCAGCUGGCCCGAAUGUGCUUGUUGGUGUACCGGAGUCGAAGAACACCCUCCCUGGUAGCCCCCCGCUGAGUCCGCCUGUGAGCGACUCUGGUGGCGAGCACACCGUGCUGAAGAUCCAACCCAACGACGUCGGCAAGGCCACCGCCCUGGGCAUGUUCCAGAAGCCAGCUUUGCCAUACGACGAGUCUCGCUUCGCCGAGCGUCAGCUUCAGCUGCAGCAAGGCCGCGAAACACCCACGGAGCGGACCCGUCCUAGCCUGGAUGCUGCGCCGUCGUCGAGCUCUGUGCCAUCCGCUCAUCCUGCAUCGAAGGCACCCUCAGUUACAAGCAACGAAGAUCCCACCAAAGCACGGACGACCUUCCUUUUCGAUGAUGAAGACGACGAGGAUGAGAUUUAUUCUGUUGUCAAGGAUGUACAGUCGAGUGCAUCACGCCCGCAAGUUGUCCUCGAGCGGCCAUCGGACGCAGACCACCCUGCAUUCCGCCAAUCUGCCAUGCCGCCCCCCUUGUCCCCUACUCGGUCCACCGAGAACUUUACGGCCAGUGCCCCUGACAUGCCCCAGAUUCCCGAGUCGUUAACGGAAGCGGCCACAGGCGAGGAAGCCGGCGGUCCUCCCGCCGACUCUCCGACUCUAGGCCCUGGUGGCGGCCUGAGUGGCAUGGUUCUUCAGCACCUGCGCUCGACUAGUAACGCGUCGUCAGUGUACAGCUAUGCGCCCCAGAACAACGAGUACGAUCCGUCUCAGAUGCUCCAAACCAGCAUUACGAGCGGCUCCCUUGACCUGAAGAAUGGUCAGCCCUGGGACGACCAGAACUGGACGGCUUCUGUCUACAGCUCAGUCAGCGGUGUCAAUGGCGCCGCUGACAAGAAGGAUCCGGAGCCCGAACCAGAGUUGCCCGCACUGCCUCAGCAGCCUUUGCCAAAGACCCCGACGCAGCGUCCCCCAAUUCCUGAACCGCCGAAAAAUGUGUUUGCCGACACCGCGUCCAGCGGAGCACCGUCGCUGAGGUCUGUUUCGUCUCGGAGUCGCAUCACGAGCGUCGCCGACUCUAACCGAUCCAGCAAUAACCUGGACGCCGAUCACGAGGACGACGAUUUCGCUAGCCAGUUGGCCAACGCCCGCAAGCGUGUUCAGGAGCGCCUGACGACGUAUGUCGAGUCUGACAGCAGCCGCAACACUUCGCCCCUGUUGGCGCCCACGGAGCUGCCCACACAACCGCCUCCGAUCAAGUCCAACCCGCUCGGCAUCCUGCGCGCCAAGUCCAGCCGUGGAGCGCUCUUGGAACGCUCGCGUGACGUCUCGCAGACCAAGUCGACGCGGAUGUUAGGCCUCGGCGCCUCGACUAUGAGCACUGCUCCUAGCUCGUCGAAGCAGUCCUUUGAGGACAACUCGUCGCCGGCUCCGACACCGCCGAUCUCGUCUGCUUCUGCCACUGUGAAUGAGGCGUUCUCUCUUGAGGCGCUCGAGGAGGAGCGCGACGUGAAGCCCCGCCCGAGCCAGGAAGGCGGAUACUUUGGCCGCAUGCCUACCUCCGCGUCUGCCUCUGCCAACCAAGCGCCUACCAUUACUUCGCCAUCCAAUGUUCCGUCGUCUGCCGCAUCGGUACCGCGUUCGAGCACUGACACGGACGCUAAUGAUGCUGAUGAGGAGACGGAUACAGUUGCAGCUGCGGCCAAUGACGACAACAACAUGCACCCUGGUCUGCGGGCUUUCCGAAACGCCCGUCGCCAACUUCAGAAGCGUAAAGAGCUCGAGACACUGGCCCGGCACCAGGGUGAUGACGCUAGUGGUCCCGAGCCGGGGCCUGCAUCAACCUUGGCCGACAAGCAGUCGCCACCGGGACGUGAGCGGCGUCCGACCGUGUCGUCCGGGCCGACGAGCGCGCCGACGAGCAGUGCGCGUAAGCCGCCUCCAGUGUACUACCAGCAGCGUGAUCCUAGCCAGGAGUCUCGCGGCAGUAGCAGCGGCAACCGCUCGCGGUCUGCCUCGAGAACCUCGGGUCCGACGGAGCGUGACCGCAGUGGUUCAGAGACCAGCAACGGUGGCAGCUACACGCGCCACGCGCCUCCCCGAAUCCGGGCGAACCAGACUGGCCCCGGCUACGACGACUACCAGUACCACCAGCCGAGUCCCAACAGUAACAAAAACCUUGGUCCUCCUGCUCGGCAGGGCGUGCCCAUGCGCUCGCCUGGCCUUCCCGGUACAGACAUCCGCCGAUCCCCACAUAUGCCGCCCCAGACGUAUCCUGGCAGCACCGGAAACGGUCCCUCGUCGAACAACCUUUCCGUCCAGACUGCUAUGGGCGGCCGGUCACCCUCGGGCUUCAAUGCGUCCUCCGGUCAGCCUUCUCCCAUCUCCCCUCUGGGGAGUGCGGGAUUGCCCACCUCGCCUUACUUUCCUGGCAGCGCGAAUGCUUCGGGACCGUCGACGCCCACGUCAAACGGCCCUCGCAUGCAGCAGCGCCCUGGUAUGCCUCAUCAGCACGCGCCACCGCCGUCCGCCGGCCCGGGAUACGGCACAACGAGCAGCUCGCUCAACGAGGCAAUGAAGAAGUCGGUCCGCAAGAACGAGAUCUCCGAACCUACGUUUCUCAUGAGUACCAGCCGUGUCCCGACAGUCAACCUGCAGCAGAGCACAUCUGCCCCUGAAAUGGAGGGCAACGGGAACAACGGCAACAAUGGCAACAGCAAUGGGUCUCGGUCUCGCAGCGGCUCGCGUGCACGUGCGCCUAGCAACGCCCCCAUGCCUGCCUUUGUCCCUCCUCUGCCGCCGAUCAACCCUCUGCGCAAACAGCCAGGCGGUCGGGGUCCCCGUGGCAUGCUGGGCGGACUGGUGGGCGGUAGCCGGAGCGACAGCCCUGGUGAUGACAUGGACACGAUGUCUGCACUGUCUAUGCCUACCCUGCCGCACAGCGCAACAUCCAGCAGCACGAACCUAGCGGCCAAGACGACCAACUACCAGCUCGGCGGUUCGGUCAGCGACAACGAGGACGCCCGCUACGAUCAGCAUGGGCUGCGCAAGCAGGCGUCAGAGGCUAGCGGCAUGCAUUCGCGGAUGAUGGGCGGCGGAAUGCCAGUCCAACGCAUGGACCUGCCCGGUGGGAUGAUCUAG
Molecule: messenger RNA, 4377 nt
Organism: Sporothrix schenckii 1099-18
Lineage: Eukaryota; Fungi; Ascomycota; Sordariomycetes; Ophiostomatales; Ophiostomataceae
Exons: 1
Coding region: 1-4377 (1458 amino acids)
Source: RefSeq, a predicted model, not a curated record